Messenger RNA from Cornus florida, 594 nucleotides. Its product is annotated as disease resistance protein RUN1-like. The record is from RefSeq and is a predicted model, not a curated record. Gene Ontology annotation, biological process: defense response. Gene Ontology annotation, molecular function: ADP binding. Bases 1 to 594 code for a protein of 197 amino acids. NCBI's taxonomy places the organism in Eukaryota, Viridiplantae, Streptophyta, Magnoliopsida, Cornales, Cornaceae. The transcript has a single exon.
AUGUUUGGCAGGCCUCAAGGAGAACUGGUAAAGGAGGUCGUUUCAAAGGUAUGGGGAGAGCUGAAAAGGAAUUACUCAUUGGUUGUAAAUGAUUGUUUAGUUGGAAUUGAUGAUCAUGUAGAAGAAAUGAUGAAAUUGUUGAGUGUUAAUUCCGAUGAUGUAAGGAUUGUGGGAAUUUGUGGCAUGGGAGGAAUUGGCAAGACCACUGUAGCCAAGGUCAUCUACGACAAACUCUCCCGACAAUUUCAUUCCCAUUGCUUCCUUGAAGAUGUUAGUAAAACAGCACAACAACACAAUGGUCUUGUUCAUUUGCAAAACCAACUCAUAUCUAGCAUCUUAAAACAGGGACGCCCUGUCUUAAUCGGGUCUAUGGAUGACGGAAUUAAUGCAAUCAAACAUAGAUUUUCUGGGAAGAAAGUUCUUGUUGUCGUUGAUGGUGUCGAUCACAGAGAUCAGCUUCAUGCAUUUGCACUUUUGGGAAAGCGUGAUUGGUUUGGUUCAGGAAGUAGGGUUAUUGUCACUACUAGAAUCCAAGAGAUUCUAAAACUGGCUGAGGUCAAUUCGACUUAUGAACCAAAGGAAUUGAUUCCCUAA